AUGAAAGUUCGAACCUCCUCGGCCUCCGGGCUGGUUCUCUCAUCACGAGCCGUACCCUCGACCUCGAUAUGUUGGCAAUGCCUUCGCAAUGACCUCUCGAAUCAAAUCCAACUGCAGUCCAGGAAAUACCAUCCCUCGAGGCGGAAAGAUGCACCCCCAUUCGGCGCCGCCGUAUCCGCUGCUCAGACAAUCUUCAAAGGCCUGCCCAAGGCUCCCCCAGGCAUUUCGGUAGACCCGUUAAGAAUUGUGGGCAAGGAGCUCAAGUUCCUCACAAAGAACAUCCGGCAAUUACUAGGCUCGGGGCAUCCUACACUCGAUAAAGUCGCCAAGUACUAUACCCGGAGCGAGGGCAAGCACAUGCGGCCCAUGUUGGUCCUGCUUAUGUCCCAGGCAAUUGCGCUAGCUCCACGACUUUCUGCUGAUUCUGCGAAUGCACUGUCGGUCGAUGAUUCGAUUACCUCGUCUGAUGUGCUGUCUGAUAUGAAUCCGGAUACGAACCCGCUCGUCGCCCGGUCUGCCGAGGCCAAGUACGACUUUGAAGGCGAUGAGAACAUCCUCCCGUCCCAACGGCGACUGGCUGAGAUCACCGAAUUGAUUCACACAGCUUCGCUCCUCCACGACGACGUCAUUGAUAACGCAGUUACCCGCAGGGGUGCCAACUCCGCAAAUAUUCAGUUUGGAAACAAGAUGGCGGUUUUGGCUGGUGACUUCUUGUUGGGACGUGCCUCGGUUGCGUUGGCACGUCUGCGCGACCCCGAGGUCACGGAAUUGAUGGGUACCGUGAUUGCCAACCUUGUUGAGGGCGAGUUCAUGCAAUUGAAGAACACGGCCGAGGACGAGAAGAACCCCGUUUUCACCGACGAGACCAUCUCCUACUACCUCCAGAAGACAUACCUGAAGACGGCCAGUUUGAUCAGCAAGUCGUGCCGCUCGACAGCGGUGCUUAGCCAGAGUGCCCCCGAGGUGAUUGAGGCUGCCUACUCCUACGGCCGCAACCUGGGUUUGGCUUUCCAGCUUGUGGAUGACAUGCUGGACUACACUGUGACUGAGGUGGAGCUGGGCAAGCCUGCCGGUGCGGAUCUGGAAUUAGGUCUCGCGACUGCUCCUCUCUUGUUUGCAUGGAAGCAGAACCCUGAGCUUGGUCCUUUGGUUGGCCGGAAAUUCUCGCAGGAGGGAGAUGUGCAAAGGGCCCGUGAAAUUGUACACAAGAGCGACGGUGUCGAGCAGACCCGCGCCCUUGCCCGGGAAUACGCCAAUAACGCCAUUGCUGCUAUUAGCGACUUCCCUGACAGUGCAGCCAAGUCUGGCUUGAUUGAAAUGUGCGAGAAGACCAUGAAGCGACGGAAGUAG
This is a messenger RNA of Aspergillus chevalieri, 1350 nucleotides long. It is a transcript of the gene COQ1, whose product is annotated as trans-hexaprenyltranstransferase. Gene Ontology annotation, cellular component: transferase complex. The record is from RefSeq and is a predicted model, not a curated record. Gene Ontology annotation, molecular function: prenyltransferase activity. The coding region runs from base 1 to 1350 and encodes 449 amino acids. Lineage: Eukaryota; Fungi; Ascomycota; Eurotiomycetes; Eurotiales; Aspergillaceae. Gene Ontology annotation, biological process: ubiquinone biosynthetic process; isoprenoid biosynthetic process. The transcript has 2 exons.